Messenger RNA from Photinus pyralis (common eastern firefly), 843 nucleotides. Its product is annotated as ADP-ribosylation factor 1-like. Gene Ontology annotation, molecular function: GTP binding; GTPase activity. Lineage: Eukaryota; Metazoa; Arthropoda; Insecta; Coleoptera; Lampyridae. The transcript has 4 exons. Gene Ontology annotation, cellular component: cytoplasm. Gene Ontology annotation, biological process: intracellular protein transport; vesicle-mediated transport. The record is from RefSeq and is a predicted model, not a curated record. The coding region runs from base 114 to 653 and encodes 179 amino acids.
GUUCCCUUUAUAAAAAUCGAAGAUUGCGUUUUUACAAAGCAACAAAUGCUAACAAAAAAUCUUCAAAAACCCCUUCCAAAAUUGUCGUGUACAAGACACAUUGAACAUACACAAUGGGCCUAACAAUUUCCACCUUGCUAACUCGCCUGUUUGGAACGAAGAUGAUGCGGAUUUUAAUGGUGGGGUUAGACGCUGCAGGUAAAACUACAAUUUUAUAUCGAUUAAAGCUUGGCGAAAUUGUCACCACAAUACCUACCAUUGGAUUUAACGUGGAAACAGUUGAGUAUAAGAACAUUUCGUUUACUGUGUGGGAUAUUGGCGGACAAAAUAAGAUUCGCCAAUUGUGGCGUCAUUAUUUCCACGGUACCGAUGCUGUUAUAUUUGUCGUCGAUUCCAACGAUCGAGGGCGGAUCGAUGAAGUGAGGGAUGAAUUAACCGACAUGAUGAAGGAUGAUGAACUGAAGGACGCCGCUUUGUUGGUAUGGGCUAAUAAGCAAGAUUUACCCCACGCAAUGAGUUUGGCACAGAUUGCUAGUAAAUUGCAACUGCACGACUUACGUGAUCGUCGCUGGCACAUCCAAGCUGCAUGUGCUACACGGGGAGAGGGCUUGUACGAUGGAUUAGAUUGGUUAUCAAAUGAGUUGGCAAAUUGACUAUAUAGGUUGUUAGAAACGCGUACUAACUGUAUACCCAUUACCAUAACUAUAAAUGAUUUUUCUUUAACUAGUACACAACCUUUCGUAGGAAACUCAUUUUAUAUAGUUACGAUAGAUAAUAGUUAGGAUGACCGGACCAAAACAAGCAUUUUUCUGGCUCUGUUUCAUUCACGAUUGUGCUCACCCC